UACCAUAGGUUAUUUGUUUUUGUUUCCAGACAACGGGACUUACGGGUCUCGCUGUAUCUGGAAAUCCUCAUCACACAUUGGGUGCACUCUAUGGAAAAAUCCUUAGAACUGUGCAAAAAAUGCCAGAAACAUCAGUAUAUAGAAAAUAUACCGAGCAAAUCGUAAAGGAAAGGGCUGCCGUACUUACACAGACUAAGGAUGUCUAUGAGAUUGAACAAAAAAUCAAUUGUGGUCAAGCUGAGGAGUUGAUAAUUCAAGCUGAAAAUGAACUUAGUUUGGCCAGGAAAAUGCUGAACUGGAAGCCAUGGGAACCUCUUGUGGCUAAACCCCCUAAGGGCCAGUGGGAUUGGCCCCCAGCAAAAUCAUAAAUAUUUUAUUCACCUAAAUUGAAAUAUUUAAUAAUAAAUUAAAAUUAUACUGUUGAUUAGUAAUAAAAUUCUGAGCUUUAAUUU
Molecule: messenger RNA, 452 nt
Organism: Achroia grisella
Lineage: Eukaryota; Metazoa; Arthropoda; Insecta; Lepidoptera; Pyralidae
Gene: ND-13B
Product: NADH dehydrogenase [ubiquinone] 1 alpha subcomplex subunit 5
Exons: 2
Coding region: 120-368 (82 amino acids)
Biological process (GO): respiratory electron transport chain
Source: RefSeq, a predicted model, not a curated record